UUCAUCUUCUUAACCCGACAUUCUUCAUUUAUCUAUAAGUAGAGCGAUCAAAACUUAUAAUCUCAAUAUUGGCUGUUGAAGGGAGUUUUGAAAUUGACACUUGGAUCUGUUCGAAAAAGAUGAGCUCUGAUGCAUCUUUCCAGAUCUAUCACAACGGCAAGUUUAAUGUCUCAGGCAGCGGUGUUGUUACAUAUGAUGGAGGGGAGAUUCACAAACUUGAUAGCCAACCGGAAUCAAUGUUGGAGAACUUGGUGGAUUCGUUGAAGUUGUCUUUGUCUGAGCAUAGGAUUUGGUUUAAACUUCCAUUUGAGAGUUUGUCGGAUCUAAAGAUGAUUUGUAAUGGAACCGAUGGAGUUGAGAGAAUGUGUAUAGCUGCAAAUUACACUAAAGCUGUUGAUAUUUUCUUGGAGAAAAACAUGGAGAAAGAAGGUGCUAUUGACGACAAUAUAGCUAAUGGUGAAGGUGAUGAUAAUAGAGCUUGUGGUGAAGGUGAUGAAUGCGGACAUGUAGAAGGAUGUGGUGAUGAAGAUGAGGUUUACAAUUCUGAGGGUACUCCUCCGCAUUCAGACUGUGAGGAUGAUCAUCAACAUGUUAGAUACAAAAAAGGCAGUGGACCAAACAAGUCAAUCAAGUCAGCUGUCACAAGCCUCUCAAGCAACUCAACCAAGUCAAGCAUCACAACCUGUUCAAGCAAGUUAAGCAUCACAAAUACAAGCACCAUCAAGCAUGAUGGCUCAUAUUUUAGGAGAUUUUUUUUUAUUGAGUUUCAGAUUUGAAAUGUUUAGGUAUGUUUUUUUUCUUUCUGGUAAUGCAGUUAGUUUUUAGGGGUUUAAAGAUGAUUAUCCUUGUUUUUUUUGCUGGUAAUGCAUUCAGUUUUUAAGUGUUUAGGAAUGGUUAUUGCUUUUUUUAUAUAUAAGACACUCGA
Messenger RNA from Camelina sativa (false flax), 925 nucleotides. RefSeq lists its product as uncharacterized. The record is from RefSeq and is a predicted model, not a curated record. NCBI's taxonomy places the organism in Eukaryota, Viridiplantae, Streptophyta, Magnoliopsida, Brassicales, Brassicaceae.